Penicillium vulpinum is the source of this 1764-nucleotide messenger RNA. RefSeq lists its product as uncharacterized. NCBI's taxonomy places the organism in Eukaryota, Fungi, Ascomycota, Eurotiomycetes, Eurotiales, Aspergillaceae. The record is from RefSeq and is a predicted model, not a curated record. The transcript has a single exon. Bases 1 to 1764 code for a protein of 587 amino acids.
AUGUUGCCUCCUCGAAGCCCCAUCAGUCGAAUAUUGACUCAUACUCGAACGACUCAACUACCUCAGAUCCCUAGCCCCAACAUACAUAUUCGACCAUUCACCCAUCGCACACGCCUACUUCUUCUUUCUCCGGCACCAGGUCGCCCUCAGCUGCCCUUCCUAUCACCUCUUGCGCCCACCCGUCCACUCUCACCGCUAUCAAUACAUCUUCGCCAGCAUUUUGGUCGCUUGAUAUCUACCGAGAGCCGCGAGCAUUACAAGCGAAGGGUAUCGCGAGGCGUCAAGAUCGCCCUAUCAGUGUCUGCCAUUCUUGUCUUGUUCUCCGCAAUACAGCUCGGCGUCUAUCAAGAAGACAUCGAGCAUUCAUGGCCCACUCCACCAGAGUGGUCCUGGAAAAGUCGGUGGUGUCUGCGAUCCGCGCAGGCACUACAAAAUCCCGAGCAGAUUGGUAAGCUGAUGACAAAUUGGCCCAUGGUCGCUGGAUAUCUUCGUGAGCUGCUGGAGCGGUUGGAGGACCUAGAGGGAGAAGGCAAAGGUCUUAUGGAACAAGCUGAAGGUGGAUUUCUGGUCGAAGGCGUCGGCCGCACUGGAUUCGAUGUCUCCGCAAAGAGUGAACCUUGGCGUCGCGGAUAUUUUCAGGCCCUGAUGGGCGCUGCCAAGGCUGCUGAGAACCUCGACGGCUGGCUGACAGAUCGCAAGCAGAAGAUAUCUGCACCUGCGGAAUAUGUUGUUGGGCCCUCAAAUCCUCGGCCAAAGCCCAUGCCCGCUGGCCAAAAAAAGAUCCCGCAGGAAGAGAACUGUGAGCAGGCAUCUCCGUCUCCGGAGCACUUCUACAUGAAGCUGUUGACAACCAAGGGCUUUGACACAAGGCAGAAACUUGAUGCUGCCUUGGCUUAUGCUGAUUGGCUUGAUUUCAAGGGCUUGGGCCUUACGGCGGGCGAUAUGUACACGUGGGCCUUUGACAUUGCUGCCAGUGGGCUAGAAGGAGAUGCAAGCAAGAUUGUGGAUUUGAAGAACGGCCUUUUGAAGAACCACAGCGGAGACCUUCCUUCAGAGAACAUUCUCCGUGUCUCCACGGCCCUUGCCGUCCACAACGCCCGUCAAGGCAAUCUUCCAACAGCUUUGUCCCUCUUCACGUCGGUUCUCAAAGCCCGACGCAGCCUCCCUAGGUCAUUAGACUCUAAUAUAUCCCCCUAUUUCCCGACUCUGCCUACCUCAAACAACGACCCAUUCGCUUCCCUCUUCAAAACUCUCAGAAAUGUCCUCAUCCCCGUGGAGUACCCAAAACCCCUCCCAUCAGGCGAUGAACCCCCACGCCGUACCACCGCAUCCGACUGCGAAGAAGCAGGAUUGAUGACCUACAUAGGCGAGAUAUUGUACGCCUCCUCAUCAAAGGAAUCCGGCCUUGCCUGGACGCGUGAUGCAGUCGAACUGGCCGAGUCCACGAUGCUCGACCUCAGCAAUUCAGCCGACCGCGCUGCUCGAACUCGCUGCGCACAGUGCCUGAAGGUUGGGCUAGAGAAUUGGAAAACAAUGGUCUCUUCCUUUGUUACACAUGCUCGACAGGAGGAGCAGGAGAGCAGGGAACAGGCUAAGGGUGCUUGGUUUGGUGGUGAGCGCCGCGCAGAGGCGAAGCGUCUUGAUCGUCAACGUUGGGAGGCUGAAGAUGCCAUUCUAGAGGAUCGAAUCCGUCGCCUCUUCCCUCUCCUUGAGGUUGAGUCUGGGCUGGAUCUCCUCGCUCCAAAUAGCUCUUUGUUUGUGUAG